GCUGGGCUGGACUCCUUACACUGUCCGUCGUGUCCUAGGCUCUCUUGGGGAGAGCGGAGCGUUUCUUUAGGUUUCAGAGGAGCUCUCUGCCCACUGCUUAUCCAUACCAGAAAAGAAGAAUAAAAAUCUCUGGCUGCAUUGUCACCAAAACCACCAAGGAUGUGCAGCCACCUUCAGGCUUUCUGAAAAGUAGGAAAGCGACACUGGACCCUUAAUGGCUCUUCCCCAACAGUGCUGCUCUCCUGCCUCCCACCUGCUGCUUUCAUCUCCUCUUGCUUUCCUCAAGACCAUUCUGCAGCCCUGGAAUCUGUUCUUAUAAUUCAUUAGGAAAGAAGUUGCUCCACAAAUUACUACCUGAUCACCACCCUCCAGACACCUCUGCCUUACUUUGUCCUCACGUGCUGUUUGUGGUUGCACAUUGAGCAUCAGCUUUGUGCAGAGCAGACACUGGUGAAGGAUCCUGAAGGGGAGAAGCCCUCAACCUUGCCUUCAGGGAGCUUAUAGUAGUGUGUUCAUUUGCUCUAGGCUUCUGCCUUCUGGUUCCCUGCUGACCUACACAGUGACCUGGACUCAGCACCAUGCUCAUCACUCAGGUUGCAGCUGACACCCGUCGUGAAUGCCUUCUUCCAUGCCUAGUUCAUCAGCAGCCCCCUUUUCAAAAUAUGUGCAGAACCUAACCCCACUUGGGACCCUAGUGCAAGCUGACCUUCACCCCUCUGCUUCUCUCCCUGCUUAGUUCUCACCUCAUCUCACACACACAGUCAGUGAUAUCUUAAGCACAAGUCACGUCUCAUGGGCCCUGGUGGCUUCCAGGUCUACUGGGAUUUACCUCACUGUCCACUAGGCCAUCCAGUGUCUCUGGACCACUGGAGCCCCACUGGUUACCCUGAUUCUUCUUCCUUUUUUCUGCACGGAGUGUGCUACCUCCAGCGAUGGCUCGAGACUGAGUUCUGCUUAAAUGAGUGCCUCAGAGAGACCCAUCCUGGCCGUCAUUCUUCCAGCACUUAUUGCCACAGUAUAUCUGGGGGCACUGAGAGCUGCAGAGUGCCCUGCUUCCAGUGGAGCACUUUGUAUGCAGCUCUUGAAAUCUUCUCAACAGCCACAGGAAGACAUGGCUGCUCAUGUGGGUGCUUCCCGGACUCCCCAGGAAGUGAUGGAGCACUAUGUGAGCAUGUACAUCCACGGGAACCUGGGGAAGGCCUGCAUCCCCGACAGCAUCCCCAACCGGGUGACAGAUCACACCUGCCCCAGCGGAGGCCCCCUCUCGCCCAGCCUCACCACCCCGUUGCCCCCGUUGGACAUCUCAGUGGCCGAGCAGCAGCAGCUAGGCUACAUGCCACUGCGGGACGACUAUGAGAUCGAGUAUGACCAGGACGCCGAGACACUCAUCAGCGGGCUGUCCGUGAACUAUGACGACGACGACGUGGAGAUCGAGCUCAAGCGCGCCCACGUGGACAUGUAUGUGCGGAAGCUCAAGGAGCGGCAACGCCGGAAGAACAUCGCCCGCGACUACAACCUGGUGCCUGCCUUCCUGGGGAAGGACAAGAGGGAGAAGGAGAAGGCGCUGAAGCGGAAGAUCACCAAGGAGGAGAAGGAACUGCGGCUGAAGCUGCGGCCCCUGUACCAGUUCAUGUCAUGUAAGGAGUUUGACGACUUAUUUGAAAAUAUGCACAAGGAGAAGAUGCUGCGAGCCAAGAUCAGAGAGCUGCAGCGGUACAGGCGAAACGGAAUCACCAAGAUGGAAGAGUCUGCUGAGUAUGAAGCCGCCAGGCACAAGCGGGAGCGAAGGAAAGAGAACAAGAACAUGGCUGGCUCCAAAAGGGGCAAAGAGGAGGGCAGAGAUGGCGAGUUUGCAGCCAUCGAGAACCUUCCUGGGUUUGAGCUCUUGUCAGACCGUGAGAAGGUGCUCUGCAGCUCUUUGAACUUGAGUCCAGCGCGCUAUGUGACGGUGAAGACCAUUAUAAUCAAAGACCACCUCCAGAAGCGGCAGGGAAUCCCCUCCAAAAGUCGCCUUCCCAGUUAUCUGGACAAAGUCCUAAAGAAAAGGAUUUUAAACUUCCUUACAGAAAGCGGGUGGAUAUCCAGGGAUGCCUCCUGAACAAGGGUGUCCUGGAGCGUCCCCAGACACUUCUAAGGCUGGAGCGAUGCUCAAGUAGCUUGUGAGCCAAAUGGCAUGGGGGGAGGGAAGAGGAACCGCCUUUUCCCCUGUUGCUCUUUUUAAACAAAUUGAGUUCCUUUUUUUAAGAUGUAAAAAUCUUUUCAUGGUCCUCUGAAAGAAGCAAUAGUAACAAUCUUAUAUUGGAUCAUGGGGGAGACAAAUAUGUUUCUAUUUUAACUUGGUCCUAAAAGUAACCCUUGAAGAUAAUGAUUUGCCUUUGCGUGUUCCGUUUGGAGACUGUUAAGAGAUUGGAUGAUUUCCUUGUCUUUCCUGAGCCACCUUCCCUUGGGGUGCAAAGCUGUGGGUGCAGGGAGUGACAUUUUCCUGCUGGGCCGCCAGCCACCCAUCAGCUUUCCCUGGUGACACAAGCUCUUCUCAGGCAGGGCUGCUAUAGGCGCCCCUUUUCUGAGCCCACUGAUGCCCCCCCCACGACACCCCACAUGGCCCGGGGCACGAGGCACUUUAUAGAGGGGCCCAUGGGACGCAGACCUGCCCCUGUGUAACAGAUGAAGAAGAUGAGGCCAGAGAGCACCAGGAGGUUUCCUUACACACUUGAGGAAGAAGCCUUGUUUACACAGUUGAUCACGUAAGCUUCCACUUAGCUGUCAGCAGUGGCCAAGUGUGAGUUUGCAGCUCCCAAAUCCCAAAUUCUGCCUCUUUGUAGUCUGAGCCCAGCCUGCUGCCCACUUGGGGAUAUCCCCUGGGUGCAUCCUUGUCUUAUCCCAAGGAUGGGAACCCUGGAGUGGGAGGGUCACAGGACUAGUGGGAACUGCCUGGCUUCCGGAGGUGCCCCUUGCUGUUGUGACUACUUGUAGUGCAUUUGACUUGGAAGAUCCCAUUUUAAAGAGUUCCAGGCCAAGUGCUCAGGGUUCUGAGUUCUGGCAUUAGCUUCCUCAGGAUUCUUCUCAGUUACAAGUCCUCUUCUCACAGAAAACAAUGACCAUGCUAGCCCAGCUAGGCCUGCUCCCGUUGGCUGGGCAGAGCCAUAGUUUCAGCCCACACGGGUCCUGGCAAGUGUGGCGGUUCCCGGCUGUGUCUUGGGGCUACUGUGCUGCUUCCUGCUCGCCCUCUUGCAUCUGACUCAAAAAUGGCUCCUUCCCAGCCCAACCGAAAAGCUCGUUUCUGGGGCCUUCUUCAAGGACAUACACGGUACCUUCCUUUUAAACUUGAGGAAGUCGCUUGUCUUCCAGCUGCUCAGGGUUCUCAUGCCCAGACCCUGCUUUAGAGUCCCUGGAUGGCCAUAGACCCCAUUCUCCCUAAACUCAUCCUGCCCCUGUGCCCCCAUAGGUACAAGAGCCUGUUUACCUCCCAGAAUAUUUGAGCUUGAAGUACAUUAAAGUGAAGUUAUUCAAAGGAAAAAAAAACAAAACCCUCCUCAUUUCCAAGGACGACUUGAUUAUGUGCCUUUUCCUUUCUUUUUACAUCCUCUGUCCCUUAGGGUGAGUUUUUCAGCAUUAAACAAAACAUUCAAGUA
Messenger RNA from Ictidomys tridecemlineatus (thirteen-lined ground squirrel), 3632 nucleotides. Lineage: Eukaryota; Metazoa; Chordata; Mammalia; Rodentia; Sciuridae. The record is from RefSeq and is a predicted model, not a curated record.